Messenger RNA from Parnassius apollo (apollo), 633 nucleotides. NCBI's taxonomy places the organism in Eukaryota, Metazoa, Arthropoda, Insecta, Lepidoptera, Papilionidae. The record is from the annotation of a GenBank genome assembly.
AUGGAGUCGAAAGGAAAUAUUUCUCCUGAGAAUCAAAAGUAUCGUGCACGAGGGGAAAAUUGGACCCAAGAGGAAAAGGAUCUGUUUUUGGAAAUAAUGAGAGAGUCAGCGCCUAUUAUGGAGAGUAAAUUUACCGAUACUAAUACAAAUAAAAGAAAGAAUCUGGAGUGGAUUAGAGUACAAAAGAGUCUUAAAGAACUCACUGGGAAAUCUAGAGAUAUCACCCAGUUAAAGGGUUUCUGGAGACGAACAAAAGUGGCUGCAAAGAAAUCUGUGUCACAACUUAGAAGAGCUUUGCAAGCUACUGGUGGUGGACAAAGGCCAACAUCUUCAGGUGAUGAUCACCUAAAGAUAAUGGAACUCUGCCCAACAGAUUUUGUUAUAGAAGAAAAUCUUUAUGACAGCGAUGCGGUCCCACAACUACAAGAUGAAAUUCUACCACCAGAGGAACCAGCUGUACAGCAAAUGAUUACAGUGGCAAAUGUGCACAGCGAAGAGGUGAUACCUGAAAAAAAUGUGGUGCUUCAUACUAUUGAUAUCAAGAUCCCUGAAUGCAGCAGAAAAACACAAAUGGUGUUUCCUCCAAAGGUGGAUAAAAAACAAAAUAGAGAAAAGAAAACAAACAAGUUGUAA